Molecule: messenger RNA, 1029 nt
Organism: Phalaenopsis equestris
Lineage: Eukaryota; Viridiplantae; Streptophyta; Magnoliopsida; Asparagales; Orchidaceae
Product: mini-ribonuclease 3-like
Exons: 7
Coding region: 101-835 (244 amino acids)
Biological process (GO): RNA processing
Molecular function (GO): ribonuclease III activity
Source: RefSeq, a predicted model, not a curated record
GGGCUCGCUCUUGUUCGGCUCUUUUAGACCACAGCACUGGUCUUGGAGACACUUCCAUUAGAGGUUUCCGGCUCGUUUACAAGGGGAAGUACGCAGCCUCAUGGCGACGAUCACAGCCACGUUUUCCACAGUUCUGGCGAGUGCGGGGGUGAGGGCUUCGUGGGACACCAAUCCGAGCCCGAAACCUCUCAAAAUACCCAAAUACCCCAAGCCCUCUCGCUCCUUCUCCGCUCCGUCGCUCCCGGCGUCCUCCACAGUUUCAGAGAAGCCAAGGGAGCUCUACCUAUCGGAUUUCCACAAUUCCGGCCUAAAUCGCCCCCAAAUAGGUGGUUUGGAUCAACAAUAUAUGGGCUGCGAGAGAUGGUUGCCUCCUGCCCCCAAAGUGAAGAAACCACGCUCCAUUUACAAUGCGGCAAGUUUAGCAUAUAUUGGUGAUUGCAUAUAUGAGCUCUAUGCUAGGAGGCACUUCUUAUUCCCCCCUCUAAGCAUCAAUGAUUUCAAUGAGCGAGUAAUGAAAGUAGUGCGUUGUGAAUCACAGGAUUUGCUGUUGAAGAAACUUCUUACAGAGGAGUACUUAACAGAAGAAGAAAGAGAUGUACUGCGCUGGGGUAAAAACAAAAGCAGUAACAAAACCAAAACUACUAGAAGGGUUGGUGUGGCCAUUUAUAACAGCGCAUCAUCCCUAGAAACACUUAUUGGUUAUCUCUACCUCACUGAUGUUAAACGCUUGGAAGACCUGAUGUUUAAGCUUGGAUUUUCUACUGAUGCUUCCUCAAAAGAUAUUACUGACGAGUUUCGUAAAAAUUUCAGGUUUCUACUUUACAGGGUGCAAUAAUCUUCAGUAAACUAUAAUGAUGAAAUCUAAGGAGUGAUUUCUUGUUACGAAGGCAAAUUGUCAUUGUUAAGGAGAGUAAUAUAAAUGGCAUAGUAGAUGAACAACUUUUUCUCUUUUGUUUUAUUGCUAGGAGUUAUUUGUUCAAGAUUCAUGAUAGACAAAGAAGGGGGAAAUAUAAGAUGUAUGUUCUUCAA